AUGGCUGGCGAUUCUAGGAAUGCUAUGAACCAGGAUAUGGAGAUUGGAGUCACUCCCAGGGACCCUAAGAAGAUUCCCAAACAGGCCCGGGAUUACAUCCCCAUUGCCACAGACCGCACCCGUCUGCUGGCAGAAGGCAAGAAGCCCCGCCAGCGCUACAUGGAAAAGAGUGGCAAGUGCAACGUCCACCAUGGCAACGUCCAAGAAACCUAUAGGUACCUGAGCGACCUCUUCACCACCCUGGUGGACCUCAAAUGGCGCUUCAACCUGCUUGUCUUCACGAUGGUCUACACCAUCACUUGGCUGUUCUUUGGUUUCAUUUGGUGGCUGAUUGCCUACAUCCGAGGUGAUCUGGACCACGUUGGUGACCAAGAUUGGAUUCCUUGUGUUGAAAACCUCAGUGGCUUUGUGUCUGCCUUCCUGUUCUCCAUUGAGACUGAAACCACCAUCGGGUAUGGCUUUCGGGUGAUCACAGAGAAGUGUCCAGAGGGGAUCAUACUCCUCUUGGUCCAGGCCAUCCUUGGCUCCAUCGUCAAUGCAUUCAUGGUGGGGUGCAUGUUUGUCAAGAUCAGUCAGCCAAAGAAGAGAGCAGAGACCCUCAUGUUUUCCAACAACGCGGUCAUCUCCAUGCGGGACGAGAAGCUCUGCCUCAUGUUCCGGGUGGGUGACCUUCGCAACUCCCACAUUGUGGAGGCCUCCAUCCGCGCCAAACUCAUCAAGUCCCGGCAGACCAAAGAAGGGGAGUUCAUCCCCCUGAACCAGACGGACAUUAACGUGGGCUUCGACACUGGGGAUGACCGUCUCUUCCUGGUGUCUCCGCUCAUCAUCUCCCACGAGAUAAAUGAGAAGAGCCCUUUCUGGGAGAUGUCUCGGGCCCAGCUGGAUCAGGAGGAGUUUGAAGUCGUGGUCAUUCUAGAAGGGAUGGUGGAAGCAACAGGUAUGACUUGCCAGGCACGGAGCUCCUACAUGGAUACAGAGGUGCUCUGGGGCCACCGAUUCACACCAGUCCUCACCUUGGAAAAGGGCUUCUACGAGGUGGACUACAACACCUUCCAUGACACCUACGAGACCAACACGCCCAGCUGCUGUGCCAAGGAGCUGGCAGAAAUGAGGCGGGAAGGCCGGCUCCUCCAGUAUCUCCCUAGCCCACCCCUGCCGGGGGGCUGUGCUGAAACGGAGCUCGAUACAGAGGCCGAGCAGGAGGGAGAGGACGGGCCCGAGGGCCUGGGUGGGUCCCGGGAGAACACGGGUUCGGUGUGA
This is a messenger RNA of Puma concolor (puma), 1260 nucleotides long. NCBI's taxonomy places the organism in Eukaryota, Metazoa, Chordata, Mammalia, Carnivora, Felidae. The record is from RefSeq and is a predicted model, not a curated record.